AGCUCGGACGUUAUAACUUUCGCAUUCGGUUGUUGUCUUUGCUGGUGCAGGUGCAGAUAUGUCCGGACGCGGGAAGCAGGGCGGCAAGGCGCGCGCCAAGGCCAAGUCGCGCUCGUCGCGGGCCGGGCUGCAGUUCCCCGUGGGCCGCGUGCACCGGCUGCUGCGCAAGGGCAACUACGCGGAGCGCGUAGGCGCCGGCGCGCCGGUGUACCUGGCGGCCGUGCUGGAGUACCUGACGGCCGAGAUCCUGGAGCUGGCGGGCAACGCGGCCCGCGACAACAAGAAGACGCGCAUCAUCCCCCGCCACCUGCAGCUGGCCAUCCGCAACGACGAGGAGCUCAACAAGCUGCUGGGCAAGGUGACGAUCGCGCAGGGCGGCGUGCUGCCCAACAUCCAGGCUGUGCUGCUGCCCAAGAAGACCGACAGCCACAAGGCUAAAACCAAGACCCUUUUCUUUUGCUUUUCUGGGUUUCUUGCUGAGGCAGAAAGAGCCAGACGCACUUAUACCUCUGGUCUGCACCAGGGUGCCCUUGCUGACGAGGCUCUUGAGCCCCAGCUUGAUGCGGCUGUUGUUCUUCUCCACAUCGUAGCCGCCGGCGGCCAGCGCCUUCUUGAGCGCGGCGAGCGAGAGCCCCUUGCGCUCCUUGGAGGCGGACACGGCCUUGGUGAUCAGCUCGGUGACGCUGGGCCCCGCGGGCUUGCGGGCUUUGGAGCCGCUCGCCGCCUUCUUCGGCUUCUUGGCGGCGGGGCCGGGGCGGUCCCGGCCAUUGCGGUGUAACCGGGAGCACCGGGCAGGGGCGGCCCCGGCCCCCCCCCGGUUAUCGCAGAGCGGCGGGCGCUGUUUGGCCCCGCCCGCCCUGCGUGGCCGCCGCCCGGUGCCCCGCCCUCCGUCUUGAGCUUCCUCGCGUGAAAUAGAAUGGUUUUUUUCUAUUUUAUCUGUCACGAAAUGGUCCUUUUUCUACAUCGGUGAGGCCGUGAGAACGACUGGUUUUCGCCUGUCGAUGUCUUGUCGCGAAAAGAGUUGGAUUUGAGUGGCUAGGGGAUAGCCGAGUCCGGCUAGCAAAUGGACCUCGAGAUCGCGAAAGUUUUGUUUUUCUUCGUAAGUUAGAAAUUUUUCUUUAAAGUUAACGUGAGUGAGAAAACUCAGUAUUAAUCUUCAGUGGGUCCUUUUAACCUUAGAUAAGAAAGCAAUCAGAGUCUCAAGUUUUCAAAGAGAGUGAGGUAGCACAAAGCUGAGGUUUAUAUCUCUGGCUACUGAAACACUUAGGUAUCAUUUUUUUCCUUUACUUCCAAAGUUUCCAGCGUGGAACGCCACGCUUCUAUGUAUGAAGCAUGAGACAGCACGUACUUUAUCUCCCUCUUUGAAACACGUUCCUAUUGUUAACGUAGCAAAAGGCUCUGCAAUAUCAGUGGAAUAAUUUGGGGACCUGAACACCAAAGAUUAAAAAGUUUGUGUUAGACCACAGAGCUUCAUGUAAGUCUCUGGUGCACAGAAACAGAUCACACUCUAAAUGAAGCACACAGUGCUAAAUCUGUAAAAUUGGUUCAUGUAAUUCAUUAACAUGGAAAAAUAAAUGGACAGAUCUCGAGUCUGCAAGAGAUGUCAGAGCACCAUUCUAUUCAUAUUUUGAUCUGAAGCUGGAAAGAAAAACCACAAUUUUUACUCACUGCCCUUUUUCUGUGUUACAGAUCAUGUCCCAGCAGUUUCUGUACAUAAAAGCUUUGGCUGCAGCGCAAAGUGAGGCAAAGCUCUUUAUGCACGUUGUGGUGACUACUCCAUUAGCAUGUAUACAUUCUUACCAGCUACAGCUUUGGGUAUAGUUUUGUGUCUCUGUCAGGAGUUACUAAUUCAUUCACCUUGAAGUUUAAUGGCCAUCAAUAGUUUAGCAGGGUCAGACUGCUGCAUUUGUUUUUAUACCUCACAUAAACAAAAUGCACUCGAAUAGUUUAGGUAUGAUGCUGACCAGUUAGGAUCAACUUUCCUUUUUCUUUUUCAACAAGAUAAAAAAUCUGUGAGUGGAAAAAUACUACCUCACUUCUCUAUUUCAUUCCACCAAAGAACAGUAAAAUGAACCUCUUGAAGAUUUUGGAAGACUCUUCAUCUUCAAUUAAUUCACAAAGUGUGAUUCAAAAAAACAUCAUGUAGGCACUUUGAUGUUUUCUUGUA
Molecule: messenger RNA, 2167 nt
Organism: Serinus canaria (Common canary)
Lineage: Eukaryota; Metazoa; Chordata; Aves; Passeriformes; Fringillidae
Product: histone H2A-like
Exons: 2
Coding region: 59-778 (239 amino acids)
Cellular component (GO): nucleosome
Molecular function (GO): structural constituent of chromatin; DNA binding; protein heterodimerization activity
Source: RefSeq, a predicted model, not a curated record